This is a messenger RNA of Ilex paraguariensis (yerba mate), 1426 nucleotides long. Lineage: Eukaryota; Viridiplantae; Streptophyta; Magnoliopsida; Aquifoliales; Aquifoliaceae. The record is from the annotation of a GenBank genome assembly.
CAACUCUCUCGCUCCCCAAAUUGUUCCGCCCAAAACAUCUCUUUCCUAAAACCCUCGUACAUACCUCCCAAUUCCUAAAGUGUAGGGAGAGAACGAGAGAGAUUUAGAGAGAGAGUUGGCUCUACGGCUUUGGAGGGGGAGAGAGAGAGAGAGAUGAGUGCCUGCAUUAUCAGAAGUGGCGUGAAAAGCCGCCACUCCGCAUUCAAUCUAUGGCCGAGACAGUCGAUCACCGACUCAAUCGGAGCUCCGACCGUGAGAAGUCAACGACAACUACAACAUUCCAAUGCUCAUACCCGGUUCCCCCAUUCUCCCUACGGGAAGCCUAAAAACCUCUCGCUGUGUCCUUCUGUUGUAUUGUCUUCUCCUAUUUCUUCAACGACCUCGUCGGCUUCAAAGGUUGGUUUUGUGUCAAAGAUUAGGUUUGUCGGGUGGUAUUUGGGGAUGGUGAAGUCUCGCCCCAUUCUCACUAAAAGCAUCACUGCCGCCUUUAUUUACACAGCUGCCGACUUGUCCUCUCAGAUGAUUGCACAGCCAUCUUCGGAGCCAUAUGAUCUUGUGAGGACAUUGCGCAUGGCUGGAUAUGGAAUGCUAAUUUUAGGACCAUCAGUACAUUUUUGGUUCAACUUUGUGUCAAAAGCCCUUCCACAGCGUGAUCUCAUCACUACAUUGAAAAAAAUAGUGCUGGGGCAGACAAUAUAUGGGCCUGCAAUGACUGUUGUUUUCUUCUCCGUGAAUGCAGGUCUACAAGGUGAAACUGGUGCAGAGAUUGUUGGUCGAUUGAAGCGUGACUUGAUCCCUACGAUGAUAAAUGGUGUUAUGUAUUGGCCCAUCUGUGAUUUUGUGACAUUCAAAUUCAUCCCUGUUCAUUUACAGCCUUUGGUGAGCAACUCGUUUUCAUAUCUAUGGACUGUCUACAUUACAUAUAUGGCUAGCUUAGAGAAAGUAGCCACUGAGUAAUAGUAUGAGCUGCUGAUCCCCACUCACCGCCUUCAUACUCAUGCUCGAAAUUAUAUUUGGUUGCACAAUGCGAAGGAGGCAGAUAAUAUGGGAUCCUACAAAGUGAACUCUUCGAACGGUUCUGCAGAAUUGAUGCCAUGACAUGUAUGGAGAAGCACAGUUGAAGAAAUGACAAACCCACACAAUUGUUUAGUUAGAUCUUUAGCAGCAGUCGGCAUAACUGAUUAUGUUUUUUCAUGUAAUUUAUGUUCACAUUUGUGAUAUCAUAGCAGUUUAGAUCUACUUGUUUAAAUUCUAUUGGCCUCUUAUGAAUCACAGCUUUUCGUUUUUCUUUUGUUCAGUGUUCUUGUUUUCUCAAUGGCACUUGAUUAAAGCAUUAUCCAUGUUCUUGUUUUCUCAACAGUACUUUAUAAGACUGCAUUUGGUUGUGGUGAAGUGUUAACGUUUUUCGUUUGGUUGUAGACUGGAC